UCAUCAUCAUCAUCCGACCGGACGCGAAGGCUGCGAACGAAUGUUACCGAGGCUCCGGAAUCCUGAAUAGCUUUAUAGUAACGUUAGAGGAUUUAUCAACGGAGCGUUUCUAGAACUCGUUUUUAGGUGUUUAUUUAAUUAAUUACGUCUCAAAAAGAACCAGUUAAUCGCAAAACGCUCUGUUAGUUUCGGUUAGAUGUUUUUUUUAAUACAUAUGAUAAUCAAAGGUGACGGUUUAACGUAUUAAUUUGAUUAUUUAUUUCCCGCGAGAGCCAGGAAUCAGCUCAUCGUAGUGCGUUACGUAAUAUAGGCAUUAUCCAGGGUGCUGAAACCAACCCAUGCUAGACGCCUACUAGGGAGUUUUUUUUAAAAAGGAUUCAAUUGAGAAUAUAUAUUUUGUGCUUUUAAAUACUCAAAUUCAUUCGCUCCGGUUGGAAACAGAAACGAGGAAUUGACAUUGUCAGUUUCUAGAGAGCCACCUUGGAUUCCGUCUCUUUUUUUUUGUCGGCGAAUAUCAUAUGCAUUUCGGCUGUCCUUCACCCUUAAGUUGAUUCUUGAGGUGGUUGUCGACGCUACCGGGAGAAAAUGUCGGGACAGACUCUGACGGAUCGCAUCGCCGCGGCGCAGUAUCAGCUCACAGGAUCCGAAGUGGCUCGUGCCGUUUGCAAAGCCACCACGCACGAGGUGAUGGCGCCCAAGAAGAAGCACCUGGAUUAUCUGAUCUCAACCACCAAUGAGACAAACGUGAACAUCCCCCAGAUGGCUGACACACUAUUCGAAAGAGCCACUAAUGCCAGCUGGGUGGUUGUGUUCAAAGCUCUAACCACGACCCACCACAUCUGCAUCUACGGCAAUGAGAGAUUCAUCCAGUAUUUGGCCUCAAGGACUUCCCUGUUCAAUCUCAGCAACUUUAUUGACAAAACAGGCUCCCAUGGCUAUGACAUGUCUACAUUCAUCAGACGAUAUGCACGGUACUUAAAUGAGAAGGCGUAUGCUUACCGUGCGAUGGCCUUCGACUUCACUCGAGUUAAGAAAGGAGCUGAAGGAGUGAUGAGGACUAUGGCUCCUGACAAGCUUUUGAAGGCUAUGCCUGCCCUUCAGACUCAAGUGGACACACUGCUGGAGUUUGACGUUCAUCCUAAAGACUUGAAUAAUGGUAUCAUAAAUGCAGCAUUCCUGCUUCUCUUUAAGGAUCUGAUAAAACUCUUCGCCUCCUACAAUGACGGCAUCAUCAAUUUAUUAGAGAAAUAUUUCAAAAUGAAGAAGUCUGAGUGCAAGGAUUCUCUGGACAUUUAUAAGAAAUUUCUCACUCGGGUGACCAAAAUUGCAGAGUUCAUGAAAAUUGCUGAGCAAGUAGGAGUGGAUAAGAAUGACAUCCCUGACAUCUCUUAUGCUCCCACCAGUAUUCUGGAGUCUCUCGAGGCACAUAUGAACAGUCUAGAGGGCAAGAAAGGGGAAGGGUCACCCACAAAAGGCUCACCCACCAAUAACGUGUCUCCAACCUCCACUCCCGCCAAAUCAGCCGCUGCCGUCCCCACUUUAGAGCCGCCGCGUGCUGAGGCCACGCCUGCUGCUGCUGAAACUGCUACUGAUUCUCUGCUGGAUCUGGACCCGUUGUCUUCCUCUGGACCUUCUACAGGAGCAUCAGCUGCCCCCACGUCUUGGGGAGAUCUGCUGGGCUCAGAAAUAGGCUCCCUUACAACAGAGACUCUCCUUCCUGACCCAACCCCUGCAGUAGACUCCAGCUCCUCAGCCACGCCCACCACCACAGCCGCUGAUGCAGCUGUUUCUUUGGCUCCUCCUCCUUCCGCUGCCGGGGCUUCCUCCGGCUCAGCGGAUCUCCUCGGAGAUGUUUUUGCGGCCCCUGCGGCUGAAACUGCUGCUGCUGCAGAAGGUGGGGCCGCAGCAACCACGCCCACUCCUGCUGCCGACAGCAAUGCACCAACCGAUCCCUUCACUCCAGCGGCUGGUGCUGCUGAUAACUCCCAUCAGUUGGACCUGUUCUCCAUGCAGCCAGUAGAUGACAGUAACUCUCUCUUUAGCUCAGUGGCACCCAACACCGUCCAGGCGUCUCUCUCCACAACCACCAGCACUGUAGCCCCCGCUGCUUCCCCAGCCCCGACGAUAGACCUGUUUGCUGAAUCUGCAGGCACUGGAGAGGCCAAACCAGCCGCAGCAGCUGCUGGAGGAGAUCUGAUGUCAGCUUUUGAUGGAUUGGGUGAUGUGCUCAUGCCAGCUAUGGCUCCACAGGCAGCAGGGGCCACCUCACCGGUCAAACCCAUGGGAGGAGAUCUGGACUCAGCUAUGGCCAACAUGACCAGCAAUUUGGCAGUGGGGAACCAGAAACCGGGUGAAGCAGCUGGAGGGGCGAACUGGCAAGCGCAGGUACCCACCCCUAGCUGGGGCGUUACCAUGCCUGGUGCAGGAGCUGCUCCCAUGAUGCCUGGCUCACCGAUGAUGAGACCACAGUUUCCCGCACCAGGAGCCCCUGGACAACCGAUGUCUCCAGGAAUGGCCCAGAGUCCCAGGAAGCCUCCCCCUCCUAAAGACCCUCUCGCUGACCUCAAUAUCAAAGACUUCAUGUAGAUGAGCAGCUGGUUUGUCACACUUAUUGUGCAGCCCUGAUGAAUCAGACGUGUGUAUUCUCUCUUCCAUUCAUCACAUUCAGGGACUCCAGUCCCUCCUUUUAUCCCUUUCCCUUCCCUGUCUGUUUUUGUAGCACAAACCGUGAACGUGAAUAAGUAUGUGUGUGUACAUGUGUU
Carassius auratus (goldfish) is the source of this 2762-nucleotide messenger RNA. RefSeq names its product clathrin coat assembly protein AP180-like. Gene Ontology annotation, cellular component: clathrin-coated pit; extrinsic component of presynaptic endocytic zone membrane; clathrin-coated vesicle. The record is from RefSeq and is a predicted model, not a curated record. The transcript has 24 exons. Gene Ontology annotation, molecular function: clathrin heavy chain binding; SNARE binding; phosphatidylinositol-4,5-bisphosphate binding. Gene Ontology annotation, biological process: synaptic vesicle budding from presynaptic endocytic zone membrane; clathrin coat assembly; clathrin-dependent endocytosis. Lineage: Eukaryota; Metazoa; Chordata; Actinopteri; Cypriniformes; Cyprinidae. Bases 586 to 2586 code for a protein of 666 amino acids.